Bathycoccus prasinos is the source of this 1113-nucleotide messenger RNA. Its product is annotated as exodeoxyribonuclease III. The record is from RefSeq and is a predicted model, not a curated record. The transcript has a single exon. Gene Ontology annotation, molecular function: double-stranded DNA 3'-5' DNA exonuclease activity; DNA-(apurinic or apyrimidinic site) endonuclease activity; endonuclease activity. Lineage: Eukaryota; Viridiplantae; Chlorophyta; Mamiellophyceae; Mamiellales; Bathycoccaceae. Gene Ontology annotation, cellular component: nucleus. Gene Ontology annotation, biological process: base-excision repair. Bases 1 to 1113 code for a protein of 370 amino acids.
AUGACGACGACAAAAACGACCAACACCAUCACGGCCGCGCGGUAUUGUUGUUCAUGUUUUCUCAACGCGAACACCCAUCAUCAUCACGGGAACAACAGGAAACGAAGUAAAAGAGGACGACGAACACUCGCGUCGUUUACGUCGGAUACCACGACUACGACGACUACGACGAAUGCACCGUUGCGAAUUGUAAGCUGGAACGUCAACGGAUUACGCGGAACGAUGAAAAAACACCCACACUUCGUGAAAGAUUUAUACGAGAAGACGAGAUUUGACAUCUUGUGCGUGCAAGAGACAAAGAUGCAAGAAGGGAACGUAGGGGAAAUGGUAGCGGUAAUCGAGGAUGACGAGGAUGAAAAUGAUGAUGAUAAGGGACCAGGAGGCCUGCAUCAUAAUCAAAACGAUCAAUUAGCGGCGUACUUUUCAUGUUCAACAGCGAGGAAAGGGUACUCGGGCGUGGCCAUGAUCACUCGUCCAGAUGUGAAGUUUACGUCAAAACCGCGCGAAGGGUUUCACCAACGCGCGUUAGACGAGGCGGAUUUCGAAAAGACGGAGGAAAACUUGGAGGCGUUUCAUUUGUUCAAUCGAGAAGGGCGGGUGAUGACGUGCGAGCUCGAGAAAGCGGUGAUUAUAAACACGUACGUUCCGAACAGCGGCGAAGGGUUGAAACGGUUGAGGGAAAGAAUCGAGGUUUGGGAGCCGGCGAUGAAAGCGCACGUCUCGUGUUUGAGGGAAGAUAUGAUGAAAGAAGAAGAAGAGAAAGCGAUCGUUUGGGUGGGGGAUUUCAACGUCGCGCACGAGAAGCGCGAUUUAUGGGGAAAUUGGACGCAAAACGAAACGAGCGCCGGGUUCACGCCGGAGGAACGCCUCGCGUUUUCAAACCAACUCAAAGACUUACGUUUAACCGACUCGUUCCGAUAUCGACACCCAACCGCGGACGACAAGUUCACGUAUUGGUCAUACAGAGCCAAAAGCCGAGAGCGAAAUCGCGGCUGGCGCAUUGAUUACGCCUUGGUCAGCGACACUAUGAAAGAAAAUAUCAAAGACGCGUUCAUCGUCUCCGACUUUCUCGGAAGCGACCAUUGUCCGUUAGGCGUUGAACUUCGCGUGUGA